Molecule: messenger RNA, 1140 nt
Organism: Pyricularia grisea
Lineage: Eukaryota; Fungi; Ascomycota; Sordariomycetes; Magnaporthales; Pyriculariaceae
Exons: 4
Coding region: 245-874 (209 amino acids)
Biological process (GO): protein folding; chaperone-mediated protein complex assembly
Cellular component (GO): nucleus; cytosol
Molecular function (GO): Hsp90 protein binding; protein-folding chaperone binding
Source: RefSeq, a predicted model, not a curated record
AUCUAAUUUGAAUUCUUCCCACAAACAAACUAGACAGACAAUCUAAACUCAACCCACGUCAUCCUGAAUUAAACACCAUCGGUUUUUAUCCGAAUCACUGAAAUAAAAAUUGACCAACUUGAUCUUUGCUAGCGGGGGAUUCGCAGCUAUAACGAGCUUUCGACUAACAGUUGAAGCAACUCAGCUCUUUUUACAAUACCAACCGUACACGAACAAAGCCUAUUUUUCUCAGCUCACACUCACCAUGUCGACCGAUAAGUUGACUCCCGAGGUCCUCUGGGCCCAGCGCUCAUCCAAGACCGAGCCCGAAAAGAACUUUGUCUACCUGACCAUCUCGGUGCCCGACGUACCGUCGUCGAACCUCAAGCUCGACCUCAAGCCGACCGGCCUGACCUUCACCGGCCACUCAGACACCCUCAAGAGGACGUACCACCUCGAGCUUGAGUUCUACGACGAGAUCGACCCGGCCGCGAGCGCCACGCACCACACGGCCAAGAACGUCGAGCUGAAGCUGCGGAAGAAGGAGCUCAAGGAGGAGUACUGGCCCCGUCUGCUGAAGGACUCCAAGAAGGUUCACUUCCUCAAGACAGACUUCGACAAGUGGGUCGACGAGGACGAGCAGAACGAGGCGGCCGAGGAUGACUUUUCCAACUUUGGCGGCAUGGGUGGCAUGCCCGGUAUGCCCGGCAUGGGCGGCGCAGGUGACUUUGGAGGCAUCGACUUCUCCAAGCUCGGUGGCGGUGGCAUGGGUAUGCCCGGCGACGACGAGGAGAUGGACGAGGAGGAGGAGGACGACGAGAUGCCUGGUCUCGAGAACGCCGAGGAGGCCGACGCGGCGGCAGCCGGCAAGACGGAUGCCGCUGCCAAGCCUUGAUAAUACCCCGAACGGUGGAUCGAUACGUGAACCCUCCCGGAUUUUAUUCAAGAAAGAGGGAAAACAAAAAUAAGCGAUUCUGUAACGUGUUUUGAGAAGGGUACCUGUGAACGACUGUAAUGAAACAUAGUUACGAUGAAUUAGUGAGGCAGACGAAUACGAUCGGAUGCGGCUGAUGUGAAGUCUCCCUUGAGGCACCGGCACUGUGUUGUUAAUAGACGAUGUAAACCAGUUCUUGCAGAGGCCUGCCUGUUGAGAAAGCAUGC